Molecule: messenger RNA, 965 nt
Organism: Ricinus communis (castor bean)
Lineage: Eukaryota; Viridiplantae; Streptophyta; Magnoliopsida; Malpighiales; Euphorbiaceae
Product: inactive protein RESTRICTED TEV MOVEMENT 2
Exons: 2
Coding region: 61-855 (264 amino acids)
Source: RefSeq, a predicted model, not a curated record
UUUCAUUAUCACUUGAAAAGUGUAUACUUAUAACACAAGGCUUGCUAUAAGCUAAUUACAAUGGCUAAAAAUGCUCAUGUCUACCAAGAUUUUGAACCAACAACAGAAUGGGUUCGAGAGGCAGAACAUGACACCCUCCUUGUUUAUCUACCAGGUUUCAAGAAGGAGCAACUAAAGGUUCAAGUAACAUCAAUUCCUAACCUAAGGAUCUCUGGUGAGCGCUCUCUUGGUGAUAGUAAAUGGAGUCGUUUUUCCAAGGAGCUUCGUAUUCCAUCAAAUUACGAUGCUAAUAAAAUCAGUGCAAGAUUUGAAGGCGGCAUACUCAAGAUCAAGCACCCCAAAAUCAUUAAACCAGCCACCAAACCACAAGAAAAUGCAAACCCAUCAUCAUCAGCAGACACUACAAACGAUAAACUACAAGCUCAACGGAGGGGGCGACAUCAGCCAGAUCAAGAAGCUCCUCCCAAGAUUAAGACUGAAACAAAUGAUGCAUCAGAUAGAAAUGCUGCUAAUCGUCAAGAGUUACCUGACAAGGAGAAGGAACAGAAAGAUGCCAAUGGAAAGAAUUCUGAUGCUAACAGCAUUCCAGGAAAGACUUCGGACAACGAGAAGAUUGAAGGAGUGGAUGAAUCAGGGAAAAUGACAAGCACAGGCAGUAAGCAAGGACUAGCCCAGGAAGCUAGUGCUAGUUGUGACUCUAGACUUGUUUACUGUAAGCAAGUGUUUGGUGGUUUGCUAACAGAGAUGAAGAAGGCAAGAAAAUCAACAAAAUUGGUUGUGGCAGCUGGUUUAUUAGUUCUGGUUCUUGGGUUGUAUGUUAACAGUGCUAUCAGGUCGGAAGAAUCAAAGAACUAGAGGAUAGUCCAAGAAAUAACUAGCUUUUGCAUUGUGUAUAAAUGCAUAAAAGUUCAUGCGAUGUCUGGAAAUAUGUAAAGUCGAAUAAAGCGUUUGAAGAAUUCUGCACA